AUGGAAGAGGUUUGGGUAGAAUUUGAAGAUGCUUCAGACCCUAUCAGGUUGGAAGGUUUAUACAUUGCUGAUAUAAAGAGAAAAGCCAGAGAUGACUUUAAGAAACUAAGAGAUGAGGGAUUAGAUUCUUUCAAUUUAUUUCAGCUUUCUUUACAAGGAGACAACAACAGAGUAGAAGGUAUUGCACUUGACUCCACAACCAAACUAAAUACUUUAGUAAAAACGUAUCAAGGCUCUAUUAGAUUACUGUUAAAGCUCAAGCAUAUUAAUAUCAAUCUCAAGAGAGGGAGAGAAUCAAAUGAUGUUCAACUUGGGCUGAAAAAAGCUAAUUUUGGGUCAAGUGUCAUUAAACUUCCAUAUGAUCCAUUUGCAAGAUCGUCUGAUAGAUCACGAUUUGAAUAUAAUGACGAUUUGGUUCAGUUGGUCAAUCGCACGACGACAAAAGAGUUGGAGGAAUUCAUUGUGGAUAAAGUUGGAAAAGUUCGAGGUGUCUAUGUUCAAGGUCCUCAAGGAGUUGGAAAGCCGCACUCCUUGUUUCAUAUCGUGAUGAAACUUCGUCUGGAGAAAGACAAUCGCGUCGUUUACAUUCCCGACUGCGGAGGAUGGGCAGGAUCUGGUAAUGGAUACGAGUUCUUUCUCGAAGCAAUCAUCUUUGCAUUCUCCAUCUCAAACGACGAUUUCAUCGACCAAUACCUCAAGAGAUUCAAGAUAUUAAAUACUGAGGAGUCAUUCACUGAAUUCUUGAAAAAUGUGGCCAUGCACUGCAACAACAAAAAUCUUCACAUAUACACAUUCUUUGACCAACACAACGGACUGUCCGAUCAGGACAGAACUACUUUCCCUUACUCCAUGCCCGAGCGAUAUCUGGUGGUCAGCGAGCACUGGCACCAACAUCUCACCGUUGUCUCUGGAUCAUCGAACAACGAGUACUAUCUUAAGGUGGCCAAGGACGGACAGUGGCCAAUCUUUCAGUUUGUCGUUGGCUUCAACGACACUGAGUUCAAAACUUGGAGGGAAAUCGAAUCCAAGAAACAAUUCUCUGACAAGUUGACAGAAGACCAUCUCGAAGAAAUCAAAUACCUGACAAAUAAUAUACUAAUAGAAGUAAAUGAAAUUUGGAAGAUUGCCAAUGAGCACAAACCUCUUGAUGUUUCUCAAGUGUUGUCAAUGUAUAAAAAUCAACGAGCUAGAAUGAUUACAGAUCAAGACGACUACUUCCUCAAGGAGUUUGUCAAGUUCACGGUGCAAGAGACUGAUUACAAGCGUGCGAUCUUCUUGAUGGACAUUGGCGCUCCUGCUACUGCACAGCACUCAAUCACCAUCAAUCAACAGUUAAUGUACAUAAGGAAAUCAGAUUCUCAAAUUGUUCCUAUCAUUCCAUUGGUUCAGACUACAGUCAAAUUCUCAAACGUCGUUAGAGGACUUGCAUUAGAAAAAUACAUCAUUGAAAUUUUGGAGACUUUGGUCAACAAGGACAUCAAAUGGGAGAUGGAUGAAAUAUACAUGAAAACCCAAUACAUCACCAACAAUCAAUUCGAAGGAGCGGAUUGGUCCACAAGCUCAUUGUUGGUGCCAAUCAUGCCAAACUUUAAAGCAGUCGAUUGGUUCUUUUGGGAUACCAAGAGCCAAACUCUUACAUGUUGCCAGGCAACAGUCGCAAAUAGUCACACAAACGACUGGAAGGCAUCCAAAGUCCGUAGUAAUCUUUACAAAAGCUUGACUAUUGCCCAUGAACAAUUUCUUUGGAUCACAACAAGAGAAUUCUCCCCAAACGCUGUCAACUUUGACAAACAGUUAAUCACUCACAUCACCAACCCCACAUUUCUCUCGAAUUUUAGUCUUUUGUCAGAAUAA
Messenger RNA from Cavenderia fasciculata, 1854 nucleotides. RefSeq lists its product as uncharacterized. The record is from RefSeq and is a predicted model, not a curated record. The coding region runs from base 1 to 1854 and encodes 617 amino acids. Lineage: Eukaryota; Evosea; Eumycetozoa; Acytosteliales; Cavenderiaceae. The transcript is spliced from 6 exons.